Fusarium sp. VM40 is the source of this 3312-nucleotide messenger RNA. The record is from the annotation of a GenBank genome assembly. NCBI's taxonomy places the organism in Eukaryota, Fungi, Ascomycota, Sordariomycetes, Hypocreales, Nectriaceae.
AUGGAGAUCCCCCAGGAACCAGGACCCUGCGCGUCCUUUUCGCAGCCAUCAUCCUCAACUUUCAAGAGGCCGAGAUCAAGUAGCGAGAAUAGCACAGACACUCUACAGCCUGAUGCCUACACCAUCGGGUGGAUCUCUGCCCUUCCGAUUGAGAUGACAGCUGCAGAGGUCAUGUUGGACCGCGUCCACGAUGCUCCACCUCAUCAGGUUCAUGACAGCAAUUGCUAUAUUUUUGGCUCCAUCGGCUUGCACAAUAUCGUUAUUGCUUGUCUUCCCAGUGGCCACUAUGGCACCAACAAUGCGGCCGCCGUCGCAAGUCAUAUGUCGCAGAGCUUUCCCAACAUCCAGCAUCGCCUGAUGGUUGGUAUCGGUGGUGGAGAUCCUGGCUUGGCCGAUGUACGCCUUGGCGAUAUCGUCGUUAGUAACGACGUGAUCCAAUAUGAUCUAGGCAAAGCAACGCCAGACAACAAAUUCGAACGCACUGCAUAUCCUGUUCGACCCCCUCAAUCGUUAUUGACUGCUGUUGCCAGAGUCCGAGCAAGCCAUGGCGGGGAAUCUGUUCAACUGUCCGAAAUACUGCAGCAUGGCAUCUCGCGCUUGCCAGCAUUUUCCCGACCAACGCUUCCAGAUCGCCUCUUCCUCAGCACUUAUGAUCACCUUUCAUCCGCAAAGAGCUGUGACAGUUGCGAUCAGCAACAGCUUGUGCCCCGAGACCCUCGUCAGACCUUCGAUCCGGUAAUCCACUACGGUCGGAUUGCAUCUGGCAAUCAGGUCAUCAAAGACGGAUUCACCCGCGACAAACUUUCUCAAGAACUUGGUAGUGUAUGCUUUGAGAUGGAAACAGCCGGGCUCAUGCAUAACUUCCCUUGUCUUGUCGUUCGCGGCAUAUGUGACUACUCAGACUCCCACAAGAAUAAGAACUGGCAGGAGUAUGCAGCACUGGUCGCUGCAGCAUAUGCCAAAGAACUUCUCUUGACUAUCCCCUGUCACUCCACACCGCGAUACAAGAGAAGCAAACCCAGCCAGUCCAAAGCAGCUGAGCCAAUUGACCCUGAUACAGUCAAAUGUCUUCAGGAAUUGUUCGUUACUGAUCCGACUCAAGAUCGCGAAGACAUUCUUGAUGCGAAAGGAGAGAUAUGCCAAGGAACCUGCGAAUGGAUUCUAUCUACACAGGAAUUCCAAACGUGGGACGAAAACUCUCCACAUCUCCUCUGGAUAUCUGCACCACCCGGCAUGGGGAAAACAUUUUUAUCCAUCUUCCUCUCAAAACACUUCGAGAGCAUGUGCAAGGAACAGACCAAUAGAGCUGCCCUGUUUUUCUUCUGUGACAACAAGGUCGCGAACCGCAACACAGCUGUUAACAUCCUUCGUGGGCUCUUGACUCAAUUGGUCUCUCAUCAGAAAGAUCUCACAUAUUUGGUCCUGAAGGAAUGGAGACAAAAGUCUUCACAGUUGUUUCAAGACAGCUCUUUCAACACUUUAUGGAGAGUGUUCCAAGAUAUGGUCAAAGCAUCUAAUUUCCACGUCAUCUACUGCAUCAUUGACGCUCUCGAUGAAUGCGAGGAUAAUUCUCUGACUAUCCUCCUCAAAAAGUUCAAGAAACUUAGCCAGAGCUCAACAACAUCUUCUACGAAGCUGAAGUUGAUCUGUCUUAGCAGGAGAUUCCCAGAACGGAUACCCGAAUCUCUCGAUUCUUUCACCAAGGUGGAGCUUGAUAUGAUGACCGCAGGCAAGGAAGAUGUCAGACGCUUCAUUUCUGAGCGGAUUUCUGAUCUCUCUAGAACGAAGAAGCUCACCUCCAAAAUGAGAAAGCGGGUCGAGAAAGUAUUCCAGGAGAAGUCCGAGGGGACAUUUCUCUGGGUUAGUUUCAUGGCGCAAGAUCUCGAGGAGAAGCCCUUACUGGACAUUAUACCCACGCUUGAAAGACUUCCUUCUGGACUUGAUGCAGUCUAUGAGAGGAUUCUUACCCAAAUUGAUUUCAACAAAUGGGAGAUCAUCCAGAAAAUGCUCGAUUGGAGUCUGAUUGCCACACGCCCACUUAGAAUACCAGAGCUUUGCGAAGCAGCCGGAGUAAAGGCCAUAGACUCCAUGUGCCGCGAAUCUGUCUGCGAAGAGUUAAUCAAAGCUUGCGGUCAUUUACUUCUUGUCGAAUACCACGUCCAAGAGACGAAUUACCACAUAGGAUGGAUAAUUGAGAACAUACGAGAAGGGCGAAACAAGCAUGCUGGACCUGAGACUGAGCCAGAAAUUCAGCUGAUGUCUGAUCAAGGAACUGUUUUUUGGUCGACUCAGGUGACAUUUCUUCAUCAAAGUGCCAAAGAUUACUAUAUCACCAUGAAGCGAAAUGGUGGCCCAAAAAGGUCUGGAGACCUAUUGCAGAGCCUUCACGAAUCUGCGGCGAGCCAAUUAAUCGGUUGUUUGUCUCAUAUCAUUAGCCUCAGGCCUAACCCAAUGACGAUAACAGAGAAGAACAAGCUGUUUUCAUAUCUCCCUCUGGCAUUGUACGCCUCGAGAGACUGGUACAUGCAUUUUCGGCAACUAGAGGAGCUUACUAGAGUCAUGAAAGAAAACGAAGACUUUUUUAGUUAUAAGUCCAAAACAAGAUCAGGAUGGAUAGUUUUAUCCGAGUUGUCUGCGGCUUACAACCCUACGAACUCUGGAGUUCCUCUUCUGCACAUGUCCUGCCUCUUGAAUCUGGAUAACCUUGUCAUAUGGUGUCUAACAAGAGAGGAGACAUUCAAUCUCAAUGAAAAAUGGGGCCUUUUUAAAGAGACACCACUUCAUCUGGCUUGCUCUGGGGGGCAUGAAGUAAUCGUUAACAUGCUUCUGGAUGCUGGUGCUAACGCAUUCGCGACUGACGGCCAAGGUCGGAGUGCUAUCUACCAGGCCAUAGAAUCAUGCGAUCAGAAUACUCUACGAAAGAUGGCUCAACAAGAAUCAUGCAAGGACUGGCUAGAACAAGAAGCCAGCGAUCCUCAUAGUGUAUUGCUGUUGAAUGCCGCCUUUCACUGCAAUGAAGGCGGGUGCCGCUUUCUAGUCGAAGAACACGCCUUUGAUGUUAAUAUCACGGAUAAAUAUGGCUUUCCUCCAGUAAUGCAUGCGCUGGGAAAAUGGCAUCUUGAUCUCGUCCGUACAUUUGUCCAGGAGUGGAAGGCGCACUUCGAUCAUUGGACAGCUCUAAUCAUUUGUUCCCAAGAAUCAUGUGAAGAGCAACUUGUUGACGAUGAGGAAGGAGAUUAUGUUCUCAGGAUGCGGAUGAUGAUUGAUCUGCUCGAGAACUAUCAGACAGCCACUACACGGAUUAGGAAAUAA